Saccostrea echinata is the source of this 1209-nucleotide messenger RNA. RefSeq lists its product as uncharacterized. The record is from RefSeq and is a predicted model, not a curated record. Lineage: Eukaryota; Metazoa; Mollusca; Bivalvia; Ostreida; Ostreidae. Bases 42 to 1208 code for a protein of 388 amino acids. The transcript has a single exon.
AGUUUAUUGAACUUUCAGUUACCUAUUCAACAAAUAUAAUCAUGCCACCAAAGAGAAUAUCUAGCAAAUCUCGGAGAGUGCCAACUCCUGCCUCUCAACAAAGCAAGAGACGACGGGUAUCAACAAAUAUGGAAGCGGUCGCGACAUCUACGCCCCUAUCCCCUGAUGUCCUGGAAACCAUUACCAGACAAGUAACCGAGCGGGUCACUGCUACAAUCAGAGAGGAGUUGACAACGCUAAUAAGUAAUGUGACCAGCAGCACCACAGCCACUAGUCAGGGGAGUAUUAGUAAUAAUACUUCGGGGGUUUCUGUCAAUAAUGAUCAAGGCUUAACUAAUUCUGUUAUUUGUGGGUCAGAAUCGACUGCCCCAAGUACAUCCAAUGACCAAGCUAUUCAACAAUCUGUUGAAGCCUUGGUAAUUAACCAUACUGAAAAAAUAGCAGGUAAGAGUCCCAGUGGUUUUGUUAGUACAGCAGUCCCAAUAGAUGCUAGGGUGUCGGACCAACUCAAGUCCAAAAUAUGGUCAAACCAGUAUGUUGACUUCAUAAAACUUCUUUCAAAAGAUAAGCAGAAGAAAGGUAAGUUUUCUUUACAAGUUGAGGAUGGCGACAGUCCUGGUAAGUUGACAAUCCACCAGGUGGAGAAUGAUUCAUCAAAUGACGCAUCUGUCUCCUCCAUGCAUGACUGGCUUACUGCAUGGAACAGAUUUUCUGCAAUUUAUUGCAUGAAAUACACUGAUCAACAGGCAAAACUAGCUAAGCAUUUAGAAGCAGUCAGGGAGAUAGCAGAUGCAAAGGGCAAUUGGAAAGGGUAUGAUACAGACUUUAGAAUGCUCGUGGCUCAGGGACAAGUUGCCUGGGGGGAUGUCCACAUGGAGUUGUAUGUCAAUGCCAGACUGACAACAACCCAGACAAUGAAACCAAGCAAAGGUAGUAAAGACCUACAGUAUAGAUCAAUUCCCAAGGGUGCCUGCUUCCAAUAUCAUUCAGGUAAACACUGUCAGGCAGGAAUGUCCUGUCGUUUUCAGCAUAGAUGCUAUAACUGUGCAGGGGUUCACCCAUUUAUUCACUGUACAAAACCAACUAAGCACCCCUUUCGUGUCAUGCAAAAAUAUCAAAACCAAACAGGCAACACAAGUAAACAGUCUACCCAAACAAAAACAAACUCUACUGCCAAGCAAGGGCCCAACUCCAAUCAAAGUAAAUAGA